Messenger RNA from Symbiodinium natans, 315 nucleotides. The record is from the annotation of a GenBank genome assembly. NCBI's taxonomy places the organism in Eukaryota, Dinophyceae, Suessiales, Symbiodiniaceae.
AUGCGCAAGUUCUUCGCCAGACUUCGGUUAGAAGAUCAGGACGUAUCAUCACUGCUCGACGUCUCCCCGGAGACAUGGUUCACUGGCACGGUGGACCAUGCUGCUCCAUUUGGAGUGUUUGUGAAGAUUUCCUUCCCGGACAAGUCGGGUGAGGGCAUGGGCCUUGUCCACGUCUCCGAGAUGCGAGACGGGUACGUCGGGGAUCCAGAGGCCGAAGUUGAUGCCGGCCAGCAGGUCCAAGUCCGGGUGAUCCAGGUGGACCCCGACACGAAGAGGAUCUCCCUGUCAAUGAAGCCGAUGCCUGAAGCAUACUGA